This is a messenger RNA of Rhineura floridana, 5464 nucleotides long. It is a transcript of the gene MYO1D, whose product is annotated as myosin ID. The transcript has 22 exons. The record is from RefSeq and is a predicted model, not a curated record. Gene Ontology annotation, biological process: actin filament organization; vesicle transport along actin filament. Gene Ontology annotation, molecular function: ATP binding; microfilament motor activity; actin filament binding. Gene Ontology annotation, cellular component: actin cytoskeleton; plasma membrane; myosin complex. The coding region runs from base 182 to 3202 and encodes 1006 amino acids. Lineage: Eukaryota; Metazoa; Chordata; Lepidosauria; Squamata; Rhineuridae.
UGCCUCACCUCCUCCUCCGGCGUGACGCGCCUCCAGUCGCGAGCGGCGUCUCAGGUGAGAGGGCGUGGUUUCUGCAGAAGCUCUCCCUCCUGAGUUGGCGCUUUCGGCCGGUGGCUUCGCUGGCUGGCUGCAGAGCGGUCGUCUUUUUCCUUGUCGCUGGUUUGUCCGUCCUAGCGGUGCCAUGGCAGCGCAAGAGAGUCAGGAGUUCGGCAAGGCGGAUUUCGUGCUCCUCGACGCCGUUUCUAUGCCCGAGUUCAUGGCCAACCUCAGGCUGAGGUUUGAAAAGGGACGGAUCUAUACUUUUAUUGGGGAAGUGGUUGUUUCUGUAAACCCUUACAAGAACUUGAAUAUCUAUGGGCGUGACAUGAUCGAACAAUACAAAGGCCGGGAGCUGUAUGAGAGGCCCCCUCAUCUCUUUGCCAUUGCAGAUGCUGCAUACAAAGCCAUGAAGAGGCGUUCAAAGGACACGUGCAUUGUAAUAUCAGGUGAGAGUGGCGCAGGCAAAACCGAAGCAAGUAAAUACAUCAUGCAAUACAUAGCUGCCAUUACUAAUCCAAGCCAGAGAGCCGAGGUUGAAAGGGUGAAGAACAUGCUGCUGAAAUCUAACUGUGUUCUGGAGGCCUUUGGUAAUGCCAAAACCAACCGUAAUGAUAAUUCCAGCCGGUUUGGAAAGUAUAUGGAUAUCAACUUUGAUUUCAAAGGAGAUCCAAUAGGUGGGCACAUCAACAAUUACUUGCUAGAAAAGUCACGGGUGAUUGUUCAGCAGUCAGGAGAGCGGAGCUUUCACUCCUUCUACCAGCUACUCCAAGGAGGUUCUGAGCAGCUUCUACGCUCCUUACAUUUACAUAAGGAUUUAUCUGCAUAUAGCUAUAUUGGUACUGGAGUACAAUUAAAGUGUUCUAUCAGUGAUGGUGCUGACUUCAAAGCUGUUGCUGAUGCUAUGAAAGUAAUUGGAUUUGAACCAGAGGAGAUUCAGACAGUAUACAAAAUUUUAGCAACUAUUCUUCAUUUGGGCAAUUUGAAGUUUUCUUUGGAUGGUGACAUACCAGUCAUUGAAAAUAGCAAGCUCGUAUCUGUCAUUGCAGACCUGUUAUCAACCAAGGCAGACCUGGUGGAGAAGGCCCUGCUUUUUCGAACAGUUGCUACUGGUCGGGAUGUCAUUGAUAAGCAGCAUACAGAGCAAGAAGCCACCUAUGGCAGAAAUGCAUUUGCAAAGGCUAUAUAUGAGCGCCUUUUCUGCUGGAUUGUGAUGCACAUCAAUGAUGUCAUUGAAGUUAAGGACUACAACAGCACAGUUCAUGGGAAAAACACAGUAAUUGGAGUCCUUGAUAUCUAUGGCUUUGAGAUUUUUGACAAUAACAGUUUUGAACAAUUCUGUAUUAAUUACUGCAAUGAGAAGCUACAGCAGCUCUUCAUUCAGCUUGUUUUAAAGCAAGAGCAGGAGGAAUACCAGCGCGAGGGGAUUCCGUGGAAACAUAUUGACUACUUCAACAACCAGAUCAUUGUUGACCUAGUGGAGCAACAGCAUAAAGGAAUCAUUGCCAAUCUGGAUGAUGCGUGCAUGAAUGUUGGAAAAGUCACUGAUGAGAUGUUCUUGGAGACACUUAAUAACAAACUGGGCAAACAUGCUCACUUCUCCAGCAGAAAGCUUUGUGCUAUGGACAAAAACCUGGAAUUUGAUAGAGACUUUCGGAUUAAGCACUACGCUGGAGAUGUUAUCUACUCGGUCACUGGAUUUAUUGAUAAAAACAAGGACACUUUAUUUCAGGAUUUCAAGCGCCUGAUGUAUAACAGUUCCAAUCCUGUGCUGAAAAAGAUGUGGCCAGAAGGCAAACUGAGCAUCACAGAAGUGACAAAACGACCACUGACUGCUGCUACCCUUUUCAAGAACUCAAUGAUUGCUUUAGUGGACAACUUGGCAUCAAAGGAACCGUACUAUGUCCGCUGCGUUAAGCCUAAUGACAAAAAGUCGCCACAGCUAUUUGACGAGGAGCGUUGCAGGCAUCAGGUAGAAUAUCUUGGACUCCUGGAGAAUGUGAGGGUCCGAAGAGCAGGAUUUGCCUAUCGCCAAACAUAUGAGAAGUUCCUUCACAGGUACAAGAUAAUCCCUGAAUUUACUUGGCCAAAUCACAAACUCCCAUCAGACAAGGAGGCUGUAAAAAAACUGAUUGAGCACUGUGGGUUCCAAGAUGAUGUGGCCUAUGGCAAGACUAAGAUUUUCAUCCGCACACCUCGGACGCUUUUUACGUUGGAAGAGCUGCAUGCCCAGAUGCUUGAGUGGGUUGUUCUCUUUCUACAGAAGGUUUGGAGGGGCACACUGGCUCGCCUGCGUUACAAGAGGACCCGAGCUGCCCUCAAGAUCAUCAAGUGCUACCGUCGAUAUAAAGUCAAGUCAUAUAUCUGUGAGGUUGCCCGGCGGUUUCAUAACGUGAAGACUAUGAAAGGUUAUGGCAAGCAUGUAAGAUGGCCCACCCCACCUAAAGUGCUGCGACGGUUUGAAGAGGUCCUACAGGCUAUCUAUUAUAGGUGGAGAGCCCAUGAACUCAUCAGGAGUAUUCCUCCCAAGGAUCUGCCUCAGAUCAGGGCAAAGGUGGCAGCAGUGGAAGUGCUGAAGGGCCACCGAAGUGAUAUUGGGCUCCAGAGAGCCUGGCAGGGCAACUACAUUGCAUUGAAUACAGAUAACCCUCAGGCUGCAGGCUCAUUCAUCCCCAUUGCCAAUGAGUUGAAACGAAAGGACAAGUUCAUGAAAGUUCUCUUCUCGUCUCACGUCCGCAAGAUAAAUCGCUUCAGCAAAGUGGAAGAUCGAGCAAUUUUUAUCACUGACAGACACCUUUAUAAGAUGGACCCUAUAAAACACUACAAAGUGAUGAAAACCAUCCCACUGUACAAUCUGACAGGAUUGAGUGUCUCCAAUGGAAAAGACCAGCUUGUGGUUUUCCAUACAAAAGACAACAAGGACCUAAUUGUCUGCCUCCUCAGCAUGCAUCCAGUCAGUGAAAGCAGGAUUGGAGAGUUGAUUGGAGUCUUGGCAAAUCACUUCAAAAGUGAGAAACGCCGCCUGCAAGUGAGUGUCACCAAUCCAGUCCAGUGUAGCAUGCAUGGUCGGAAAUGCACUGUCUCCGUAGAAACCAGAAUAAACCAAUCGGAACCAAACUUCACCAAGGAUCGGUCAGGCUUCAUCCUCUGUGUGCCUGGAAAUUAGCAUUGCUUCUGCUAGACAAGGGAAGUGGGGAACAAGGCUUCCUCUCAAAACAGCCUUUCAGUCCUCUUGUGCCUUGAAUCUUGCAGUGGGGAGGAGGGUUGUAAAGAUGUUUGUCUCUCAAGCUGCACUGAGCAGGAGCUUAAAAUACUCCCUCCAUUAUGCCUGCUAUAAGUUCAGAACUGGCUUCUGCACCAUGUUGUACCAAAGUGCCUUUUAUUAAUUAUUUUUAUAUCCCUCUGCUAUACUUCUAUUCCUCCCACGCCGUCCUCAUACCUAAGAUUACUGUAUAAUUAAUUAUCAAGGCUCCAUUUGGAGGAACCAAAGCCUUGCAUGAGAGGGAAUAGGAAGGAACAGACCAAACAUUCAUUUUAAAUGGGAUCCAUAUUUGGGGAGAGAUGGGCUUUCCAUAGCACAGGGGCAAGGGUCUGGCAGCAGUUUCCCACUGAGCUUCCCCCAACCCCUUGCAUCUUUUGUUCCAAGGUUACGCCUGAGAGAAUAGUCCCCAACAUCCCUGACCAUAGGCCGUGCUGGCUGGGAGUCCAACAGCAUCAGGAAAGCACCACAUCAGCUACCCCUGUCCUAGAUGAUAUCAUGAAGCAUUAAUCAUCCCACCCAGGAAAGGCAGUUCAGGUUUGGGAUAGGCUGUUUUGCUGCAGUACUUCCUGCAUUGCUGGCAUUGUACUGUAUUCCUAGAUGAGCUCUAGGUUGUUUCCACCUGGGCACUAGCAGACAGGUGGAAAGAGCACCAGCUUUGAAGUAUAUCCCCCUCCCUGACUUGGUACAGAUUCUCCUUAGUGAUGCUGCUGUUUAUGCAAGCGUUGCAGCGGAUUGCUUGGGCCGGUGCAUAACAUGUUUUGUCCGAGCAGCUGGCAUCAUUCUAGCCAGUGUAGCCUUGUAGCUGCCUUUUAACAGUUACACCACUCUCUGUUGGAUAGUAGCACAGCCUUGUUGACAAGCUUUGUUUUCUUCUGUGCCAAAAUAAGGAUGUUUUAUUUGGCACUGAUGGUGAGCGCUUCCAGCAUAUUGAAACACAGGUAGAGAUGCGCUAUUGUGGAGCACUUGAAAAGGGCCCACACCAGAUAAGUAAAAUGCCAGAUGAAUAAAAUAAAUAACCAAGCCUGGCACUGCAGGUCAGGUCAGGCUUCAUCUGCUUGAUGAUUGUUCACAACCCCCUUGCGAGGUAAGGACAAUGAAUGGCUUCAAUAUAUUCAGGUUUCAUAAAGCAUGGGAAUGUAGCCCUUCCUAAAUCAACGUGGAGAAGCAAACUGGUUCCCUCACGGAGAACAAAUUUCCCUCCACCAAGUUGGUAAGGGAAGUCCUUUUUAUACAGUUCCGAGCCAUUCUGGCUAUGCAUCAUAUUUUGAGGGAAGGGGGGGCCUGUGCCUCUGCCCGAGAUGGUUGUGCGUCCAUCUUUGUGGUUCAGCUUCCCAGUGAAGGGGGCCACCAUCUCUGUCCAUUCCUUGCCUGUUCCGUGACUGGCCUGGAUAUUUCAAGAGCUCAGUUUUGUAACAUUUUAAAGUACUUUUCAGUAGAGAUGCCCAGGGGAUGGAGGUAAAUUCUCUUUGAAGUCUUUGACCAGUCCCACAAUACUUACAGCAUAUAUGAAGUCCAUUAUCUUAUCCAGUGUUCAUUCCAAUUAAUGUUGAGCACAUCUGUGCUGAAAGGUAUUCAGGUUGGGCUUCACCCGUCAUUUCUUCUGAAAAGAAAGCUGGCUCUUGACCAGUCUUGCCAACCAGACUGAGUUUGCACCAGAUUCCCUCUAGCCAGUAGCAAAAUGGACCUGUCCCCACACAUCCACCUUCCCUCAAUCCUUUCUCUACUUCUGUUAAUUAGCAGAGAACCUUCCAAGUCUCACUUUCACAGCAGCCAAAUAAGCCAAAUAAGCUUUUUAAUUAGCACUUUUAUAUGGUAUCCCAACAUAAUAGUUGGAUUUGAAUGAUGACAGAAGUCAAUAAAUUGUGUAGUAAGGAAGUCUCUCCAAAUCUGUAAGACUGGCUGUAUCGUAUGUAAUGAAGUAUUUGUCUUGGUUUAUAUGAAUAUACAGUAUUUGUGCCUUUUCUGGUGUGUGAGAGAGAGAUUUUCUUGGAUUUUAUCUAUAAAUUAACUUUUUCUUUAUAUGUUUGAUUUUUAAGCCCGAGGGAAUAAUGUAAUGAACAUUUUAAAAUGUAGUUUAUAUAGAAAUGUGGGCAAGAACUCUUGUUAUAAUUGAAAUGUAUUUUUGUUUACAUAAUUAAUUGCAAUAAAUGAAAGAACUCUCAUUUA